Guillardia theta CCMP2712 is the source of this 500-nucleotide messenger RNA. RefSeq lists its product as hypothetical. NCBI's taxonomy places the organism in Eukaryota, Cryptophyceae, Pyrenomonadales, Geminigeraceae. The record is from RefSeq and is a predicted model, not a curated record. The coding region runs from base 29 to 418 and encodes 129 amino acids. The transcript has a single exon.
CUUCCAAUAGCACAUGAUCAGAACUGAAAUGAGCAUCCAAAUUGAUCAUCACGACGAACUUGAGCACACAUUGCAAGAAGAAUUAUUUUUUCAGGGUAGAGAUGCACCUAUUGUAAGGGUGCCGAGACUCCAAAAGGGCGUGGAAGAAAGUAUCAAUGCUGUGAACCAAGUACCCAAGGCAGCCAUUACUCUGAAAGGUAGCUUCAAGCUCAAGGCUGCGAAACAUACCGGCAGCAAGUUGGUGCACACUGAGGGUGCACCUGGACUGCUCCUUGGCAAUGUGGUGGACGCAGCAAAGAAGGCGAUUUUGUCUGGAAAGAGAAUACAGAUCAACCAAGCUAUGGCUGACCUGGUGGAAGAAAGUCUCGACGAUAAGACCAGAAACGCUCAAAUCAAUCAAAAAAGCCUCAAGCUCUAGAAAAGAAUCUCUGAACGAAUUACCUUUUUCGUUGUCAGUGUAUAUUAAUCUAUCACAUCUCUAUAAAAUUCCGUAACUAAUC